UUUGUCGAUCACCAAGAGUUCUUAAGGAGUCCAUUAUAUAUUGCUGGAGAUUCCUAUUCAGGCAGGGUUGUUCCUGUCAUUACUCAAAUCAUAGCAAUUAAGAAUGAAAUGGAAAUCAAACCAUUUAUCAAUCUUAAGGGAUAUUUACUCGGAAAUCCAUUGACUUUUGAAGGUGAACAAAAUUACGAGAUUCCAUUUGCUUAUGGAAUGGGACUUAUUUCUGAUGAACUCUAUGAGUCCCUGAAGACCAAUUGUAAAGGAGAGUACCUGAAAAUAGAUCCAAGCAAUUCACUGUGUUUGCGAGUUGUUCAGACUUUUAAAAGAGGAAUUGAUGAGGCCUAUAUUUUGGAGCCCAGUUGUAAUUUUGCUUCACCAAGUCCACACCAAUUGUUUGGACAAAGAAGAUCUCUUCAUAAGAAGUUUCAUGAACUUAAAAAUCCUCAACAACUUCCUGCACUAAAAUAUCGUACUGAUUGGUACAAACUUUGUUAUCAUUGGGCUGAUGAUGGUCAAGUUAGAGAUGCCCUCAACAUCCGGAAGGGGACUAUCGGAAAAUGGGAGCGAUGUGCAAGUAAUUUGCAAUACCAAACGAUGGUCAUGAGCAGCAUACCAUAUCAUGCAAGCCUCAGUAGCAAAGGUUACAGAUCUCUUAUAUACAGUGGAGAUCAUGACAAGGUUGUUACCUUCCUAUCAACUCAAACAUGGAUAAAAUCUCUUAAUUACUCCAUUGUUAAUGAUUGGCGACCAUGGAUCGUUGAAAAUCAAGUUGCCGGGGAGCAGGCCAUACUGCACCAGAGUAUAAACCUCGUGAAUGUCUGGCGAUGCUAAGAAGGUGGAUGUCUUACCAGGCCUUAUAAUCAACAAAUGUAUCACAAUUUGUAAUCACUGUCAAGAUUCCAUUAUAUUGGGAAAAAACUCAAGAUUAAGUUAUAAUUAUGAAAAUUUGUCAAUUCAACUAUAUGGUCUAAAGGUGUUGCUGCAAUUCUUCAGCUAGAAUUACAUGAACAAUAUUUAUAUCCAAAGGUCACAUUCCACUGUUGCAGUAUUAAACUUUCCUCAUCACAGGAUUAUAUCAGCGCCUUUAAGUGCUCCUAAUGAUUCAGAGGACUCGAGUUCAAUAAGAUGGAAACUCUUUCAACUAAUGAAACUAGAGUGUCUCGUUCGUGUUCUCCAAUUACAAAUUCAUCCUAGCAUGAGUUUAAGUUUUAUAUGCUGACAAAGUAAAAAACAAACAUUUAUAACAAUCAGACUCACUUUAGAACCAACUGUGAAAUACUGAGUUGGUAACACGGUGUAACUGAUCAAAAUGUGUAAGUAUUGUUUAAACUGUCAAUGUAUAAGAACUUGAAUUCCAUCCAGGGAAGGAGA
Molecule: messenger RNA, 1368 nt
Organism: Lycium barbarum (goji berry)
Lineage: Eukaryota; Viridiplantae; Streptophyta; Magnoliopsida; Solanales; Solanaceae
Product: serine carboxypeptidase-like 18
Exons: 9
Biological process (GO): secondary metabolic process; proteolysis
Molecular function (GO): acyltransferase activity, transferring groups other than amino-acyl groups; serine-type carboxypeptidase activity
Source: RefSeq, a predicted model, not a curated record